This is a messenger RNA of Oncorhynchus mykiss (rainbow trout), 4408 nucleotides long. Its product is annotated as KIAA1614 ortholog. Gene Ontology annotation, molecular function: protein binding. Gene Ontology annotation, cellular component: apical plasma membrane; nucleus; cell cortex. The record is from RefSeq and is a predicted model, not a curated record. Lineage: Eukaryota; Metazoa; Chordata; Actinopteri; Salmoniformes; Salmonidae. Gene Ontology annotation, biological process: centrosome cycle; regulation of cellular localization; establishment or maintenance of cell polarity.
AACCCUGAGGUUUCCACACAUGUGGAUCACCUUUUACAGUCAGUUGCUGCCCACUGCCUGCUGUAGAUGUUUUAUCAGAGGAAGGAGGGGAGAGGAACUGGAUACUUGGCAGCAGGGACUGUUGAGGGGAGGAGAAGGUUGGUGAAACUCCCAGAUUUGUGUACUUAAAGGGAGAGUGAGUGCUCAGUAGAGACGAGACCCACACUUGAACUGCCCCGACACAGCUGGAGAAAGACAGAGAGGGAGGGAGGGAGGGAAGGGGAAGGUUGUUUCAAAAUAGAAGGCGUCGCUGAAAUAACAGUGAGAAAAUUUUGGGCUGAGCUUUCACAGAUUUUAGGAUGGCAUUUGGGAGAGGAGGCCAGAGCAGGCAGAGCUACCUCAGUCUCUGAACACCAAUGGAGGGAGAGAGCUCUGACGCUCCCCUGACGGUGUGAUGUGGCCAUGGAGAAAGUAGCCAUGGCAGACUCCUUUCUCCCCAUGCCCUGUGUGCCACAGAGAGCCAAGCCCCAGACCCUGCAACCUGGCAUGGAAGACCAACCCUCCUCCAGCCCCAGCCCGGAGCCUGACACCUCAACCCCUACCCCCACCUCGCCCUCCCCUUGCCCCCUUAGCCAGCUCCUGUUCCAGCAGCAGCCCGGGCCCCCGGGCUCAGCUGUGUCGGCCCUGCAGUCCAAGGUCAAGGCCCUGUCUGAACGCAACAAGGCUGCAGGGAGGGAGGCUUUCAAGGCAGGCAUGGAUAAGAAGGCCUUUCCUGUGUCCUCUUCUCUAUUCGGUCCUGUCCUGGUGAGCUGGGGCUCAAGUAGUAGCGACGAAGAUGCAGAGUCCCAGGGUUCCACGCUCCACCCAGUGGUGCCAGACAGCCUGAUGGAGGGGGUGGGGACGGGUGGGUUGGACUUCAGCCUGCUUGCGCUCCCACAUGAACAGGGUGAGGGCUCCAGCCUGGAGAACCUGUCUGAUGUUAACGCCAACUCUAGUCCCCUGGCGGAUAAUGUUAGCGCUUCUAAUGCGGCUAAACCCUGCGUCUCUCCCAAGGGGUUCUGGAAGGCCACCAGGCCCGAAACGCUACUGCUGAACGGAGACGCGCCUCCGGCCCCAGACAGGCCUUUGGUCGGGGCCCCAGGGGGCCAGCAGCGGAAAGCCAGGGUCCACGGCGGGGUGGGCAGGGAGCUGCUACGCCGUGACAGCCUGGAGGGUCUGAGGCGGUGUAUGGGCGAACUGGGUCCCCAGGGGCCAAUGGGGGGCCUGUGGAGGGCUGACAGCCUGGAGAGUCUGUGCAGCAGUGGGAGUGCCAUGUCUCUAGCAGAGAGAGUGGAGAUGAAUCGGGGCGUCCUCAAGCAGAUGCUGAACAAGAGCCAGGGACCAGAGCCAGUGAGCCUCAGCCCUCUGCUCUCUGAAGCCUCGGCCCUCUGCUCUCUGGAGAGGGAGCAGAGUGCCGAGGAGGGGACCCAUUGCAAUGGGAGAGGUUCCAUUGCGCUGAAUGACAGUGACUGGGAUUCAGGAAUCUCCCUCCAAGACAGCGAGCACAGCCAAAGGGCCUUUGUGUCCAGCGAGGACCUGCCGCUGAGUCCGCGCCAUGAGCAGGCCAAGCGGCUCCUGGAGAGAGCCCGUAUGAAGGCCCGUUCCUUCCCACUCAAGGCCGACCACACCAUCCUACCCGUCCAGAGGGACAACCCGGAGCAGCUGUCGACGGCUGGAGCUUCCUUGCACCGGGCUCUGCUGGCGGGGAAGGACAGCCAGUCGGUGUCGUCGGCGACGGUUCCUGCAGUUACCUCGUUCUCAGGAAACCUCAGUGACUCCUCCAGCAGCGACUCGGCCUGUGGCCCCCGCCGACGUCCCGGCCAAUCACCAACGCGGGUCCGCUUCGAGGACGAGUCGGAGAAAGAUGCGGAGGUGCGCUACUUGGAGAGGCUCCGCCAGAGAAGGAGGGCGGGUGAGAGGGCCCAGGGUCUUCUUAUAUCCAAGCCUAAUCUCUCUUCCUAUGUCAAUGGGCGGAGGGACACUGAUCCAGGAACUGGAACAGUGAUUGAGCGAGGGCACAAGAAGGCCCACAGGGCACAGGAAGGCCAAUUAAACGGUGGCAGCCAUUUCAAAUCUGUGGUGGCACAAGAGGAGGCGCUUAACAGGCAGUGCAACUCGUGCGGGACGUUCCUUGAAGGAGGGGUCCUGAACCCAGGCCUCCAUCCGAACCUUUCACCCCUGAACCUGAACCUCCAUCAGAACCCUUCACCCCCAAUAGGGCAGAACUACCCGGUGAACAGAGAGGGGGAGGAGAAGGUGCUGAUGCCUUGCUGGGUGGCUCCCAGCGAGCCCAGCCGGACAGUUCAUACCGAGCUGAUCAAGGAGACAUACAUUGGGAAGGUAACCCCUGGCGAUGUGGCAGAUAGCGAAGGGAUGGGCCUCGGCUCGGCCGGAGAGACGGACAGCAGCAGUGGUGGUGGUGGAGGUGGUGGGAGUGUUCGAGUGUCGACAAUGAAGGUGAAGAGGAGGAGUAGGAGAGGUGAGCUUUUGGGCACCAAUGGGCAAGGAGCACCCAUCACGAUGCCACCAACACCACCAGCACCCAGGCCCAAUCACAGCUUGGCGCCGAUGAGCUCAACCAAUGGUAUUGUGGUGGUGCCACCCAACCCGUACCCCAUUGAGCAACCAGAGUCAAAGGUGGUGGGUUUUCCCACUCACUCCCCUGCGCCCCCAGAUGAACCCACAAACAGUCCCCCGUGCCUCAAGGGCACCCCCUUUCCCCCUUCCCCAACGCCCAUCAAAUCAGCUCUGAAAUCAGGACCCAAGAGCCGACCCAAUGGCCAGCGAGUGGUCAAACUCAUGCCUUCACCACAGUAUCGCCUUUUGCCCCAGAACUCCUUGGUGGACCAAGGGAGAGGGGCAGCACCUAGCCCCCAGAACAAGCACUCUGUCGGCGCGAACUUCAUGGAGUAUGGUUCCUCUUUGGGGCUGACUUACAGCACCGACACAAUGAUGCCCUGUAUCAGGCCUGCCUCCCUGCUGAAGACCUCCCCAUCGCCAGCUAGGACAGCAGUAGAGAAGAUGGGGGACCCUGCGUCACCAGAAGUGGAGCAUCAUCAUCCAGGGAUGGAAGAGCUCUGUCCUGAAGGAACCAGCAUCAUUACCCCGCCCCCGUACCGCUCUGGGGGUGAUGUAUGGGUCAGGGGACCAAUGAGAGCAGAGCAUCAAAGGGAGGACAGCCCUAGUCCAACUCAGAGGGUAAGGGUGGAGACAGAGCAGCGGGAGGGCAGAUCCAAGCUCUCUCUGCGUCGUUUCUUCUCCGCCAUCGGCCUAAAUGGAGUGGGGAAGCUGGGUAAAGGGCGCUCCAGUAGCAUGGAGCAGCUUAGCUUCCAGCCCCGUGGCCUCCCCCCGGCCUCUCCUGGCCCCACCUCCAACCCCGGUCCCAGCCUCGGCACCCCCAAGUGCCCAGACCCCAGCCAGCUGAGGAAAGCACCUUCGCUCCAAUCCCUACGCAUGGGGUCACCCUUUAUGCAGCUGAGGAAAUCGUCAUCAGUCCAGAAUUUACAGUCGUCAAAGAAGAAAGAUCGCUCCAGUGCGUACACACCUGGAGACCAACCCAGCAGCCCUGCUCUCAGUAGGGGAUUUCAGAGGGCUCUGAGUGUGGAGGAUGUGGGCUGCCCUAGCGGGGUGCGCUCUGUGGGGAGGGUGGCCCAAGCCUUCCCUGAUGGGACCCUUCUGCUGGAGCUUAGCAGACCCCCCGACGGCCCAUUCGGCUUCCUCAUCUCCCGGGGCAAAGGACGACCAGACUCGGGUGUGUACGUGGAGGAGAUGGGCGACAGCAGCACAGAGAAGCUGUAUGCGGGGCUGUUGGGAGUGGGAGACGAGCUGCUGGAGGUGAACGGUGAGAAGGUGGCUGGUCUCAGUCUGGACCUGGUGACUUGCCUAAUGACCCAGGACAACAUAGCCUCUAUCCGCGUGCUCCGACACAGGAGACUCCCCCCUCCUCGCUAGGCAACCUGAGGACCGCCGGUUACAGUGGAGACACCAUGGAAACCGGCAAUGUCAUGGCAACCACAGACGCCAUGGCAACCAUCGACGCCACAGAAACCACAAACCCCAUGGAAACCUGGGGUGUUGGGGGUAUGACAGAGGGACAGUGUGUGUGAUCGGCUUUAUGACUGUGGCUAUUUCUAUGCCUGCUUGCUUUGACAGCAGUAAUAAUGUCUUCUCUCUAAAUAGAGCAUUAUUCUUCUGAAGACACAUCAAGAUGUUUGACACGAUUUGCUCUCCUAUAUGGGUCACAUGAGGUUGCUAUAAGAGCAGUAGCUGUCUCAUGUCCUGUUACAGUGCCUUCCGAAAGUAUUCGGCCCCCUUGAACUUUGACCUUUUGCCACAUUUCAGGCUUCAAACAUAAAGAUAUAAAACUGUAUUUUUUUGAAGAAUCAACAAC